Messenger RNA from Onychostoma macrolepis, 3710 nucleotides. It is a transcript of the gene satb1a, whose product is annotated as SATB homeobox 1a. The coding region runs from base 345 to 2552 and encodes 735 amino acids. Gene Ontology annotation, biological process: chromatin remodeling; regulation of transcription by RNA polymerase II. Lineage: Eukaryota; Metazoa; Chordata; Actinopteri; Cypriniformes; Cyprinidae. The record is from RefSeq and is a predicted model, not a curated record. The transcript is spliced from 11 exons. Gene Ontology annotation, molecular function: RNA polymerase II cis-regulatory region sequence-specific DNA binding; DNA-binding transcription factor activity, RNA polymerase II-specific.
UGAUGCUUUGUGGGGCCGCCUAGAGAUUUAAUUACGGAUCUGUGUUCGCGCAUUAUAUUAUACGAGCCGUUUUCCCUCACUGUUACCCUUAUUUUAUUAAUUUAAAUGUGUCUGUUUUUUUCCGUUUGUUAAGAACAAAGACCUUUCUUUAUGAAAUAAAACCCGCUCUCGAGUCGCUUGUCUCCGGACCCGCGCGCUGAUUCUGGAGCCAGUGUUUUUGUUAGUGAGCGAUCCUGGGACGCGCGCUAGCUCUGUCGGCAUGUUCGGAUCCCCGUCUGCAGGAUUAUAACCACCGGAAAACAGCACUGCAGUCAAUAAAUUUGUGAGAGCUGAGAUUAAAAACGAUGAUGGACCAUUUGGCAACUACUAGUGGCACCCAGGGGCCCGUCAUGUGUGAACCCUCUUAUCCUCCAUGUAAAAUGGCCCGUAUGGAGAAUUCAAGAGAUCUACCUGUACCUGGAGUCACUCCUGUGAGCCUGACCUCCAAACAAACAUCAUUACUCACAAACAGGAGGAAAGGCAGUCUGAUUCCUGUGUUCUGUAUGGUGGAGCAGAGUGAUGUCCCACCCUCAGAGAGGAAGAGGUCGGAGCAUGCAGAAUUUGUGCUGUUGAAGAAAGACCUGCUGUUCAGCCAGAUUACAGAGGCUGCACUGCAAGAGCUGGGAUACACACACACCGCAGCGGCUCUGGCUACAGGUCAGGUUCAAGUUGGCCAUUGGAACCCUGUGUCCCUGUCCACUGUGACAGACACCUCUGAGGCAACAGUAGGAGACAUGCUUCAAGAUCUUUACCAUGUCAUCACCUUAAGAAUAAAGCUACACAGUGUUUCUAAAUUAGAGGACUUGCCUGCUGAGCAAUGGACUCAUUCUACCGUCAGAAAUGCCCUGAAGGAGCUGCUGAAAGAGAUGAAUCAGAGCACACUGGCUAAAGAGUGUCCAUUGUCUCAGAGCAUGAUUUCAUCAGUAGUGAACGGCACUUACUAUGCCAGCAUCUCUGCUGCGAGAUGUCAGGAGUUCGGUCAGUGGUACAAACACUACAAGAGGGCAAAAUCUAUGAUGGGUGACAUGAGCAGACACUGCAACCAACCAUCAUCCUCCAGCCAGCCCACCAUGUUCCAGCAACCAAUGGAAGGCAGUGGGGCGGAGUCACGUGGUGUUGUCCAGAUGCAGGCUGGAAUGCCUGGUCUGGUGAUGGCUCAACUCCUCUCACAGCAGCACGCCAUGUCUCAGCUCCUCACACACGCUCACACACACUCACACGGGCCUCAUCCUGCACCACUAAGGACUCCUCCCAAGUGCAAUGUGUCCCCACCCACAGUAGCUCAAUGUCCCUCACCUGUCACCGACGUGUCACCUGAAAUUUACCAUUGGGUGCGUGAGGAACUAAAGAGGGCAGGGGUUUCCCAAGCCGUGUUUGCACGAGUGGCCAUUAACAGGACUCAGGGCUUGCUAUCGGAGAUCUUGCGCAAGGAAGAAGACCCACGGUGUGCAUCUCAGUCUCUUUUAGUUAACCUUAGGGCCAUGCAGAGCUUCCUACAACUGCCACAGAGCCAGAGAGACUCUAUUUAUCUGGAGGAAAGAGAGCGUAACCUCAGCUGUACCUACAACACCAAUACAGGCUCACCUCUGCCCAUUCAGGCAAAACUUUCACCUGUUUCCAAGGACAUUGUAGUCAAAGUGGAAUGCGAUGAUUCUGGAAUAAACUAUGGCAUCUAUGAUGAAAUACAGCAGGAAAUGAGACGAGCAAAAGUGUCGCAGGCCUUGUUUGCAAAAGUGUCUGCUGCCAAGAGUCAGGGCUGGCUAUGUGAGCUCCUGCGCUGGAAGGAGGAGCCAUCGCCUCAGAAUCGUACACUGUGGGAAAAUCUGUCUCUGAUUCGCCAGUUCCUAAAUCUCAGCCAAUCAGAGCGAGAUGUUAUAUAUGACCAAGAGAGCAAUACUGGGCAGACGUUCUACUCAGAAAAACACACAAGACCACUGACUGAACAACUACAAGUGAUACCACACCAUAUGGUGCCUCUGAAGCAGCACCAACAACUGCAUAAAAUUCCACCUCAGCAUCAUCAACACUUCCUCCAGCAGCAUCUCAUCACUGGAUGUCUCAAAGACACUCACAUGGGCCCAAAUAUUGGAGGCAGGUCUUUACCACCAGAAGCCCAUGCAAUCCUGCAGAGUUUCAUUCAGGAAGUGGGACUACAUCCGGAUCAAGAGGCCAUUCAUACACUAUCUGCUCAACUAGGAGUAGCCAAAGAGGCUGUUCUUAGCUUUUUCAAUGGUCACAACUGGCUUAGACAGGAAGAGCAGGACAACCGAGGAGAAAGAGAGAUUGAGGAAAGGGAAGACGAUUACAUGGAGGCAGAGGAGGAAUGCAGGGAGACAAUGGAAAACGAUGAGGAGACAAAUGCAAACAUGAUGACAGGGAAACAAGAUGAUGUGGUGGAGCAAAAUGCAUCUACACAAACUCGCUUUAUCAUUACUAUUAAGAAAGAGGAGGAGCUUCCGUGUAAGGAGGAGUGCGAUGAUAGUCCCGCCUACUGCCAAUUCAUAAACUCCUAAAAAAUGCAUACACUAUCAUUCAAAAGUUUGGGGCUAUUUUGAUUAAAUAAACGUAAUAUUUAAAUUCAGCAAGGAUGCAUUAAACUUUCUAUUCAUUUUAGAAUACUAAAACAAAUAAUCUGUCACGGUUUCCAUAAAAAUAUUAAGCAGCAUAACUGUUUUCAACAUUGAUAAUACGAUUUUGUUUUGAGAAGCAAAUCAGCAUAUUAGAAUGAUAUCUCGAAGGAUCUGAAGGAUUAAUUACAUUUCAAAAUAUUUAAAAUAGAAAGUUAUUUUAAAUUGUAAUAAUAUUUCACAACAUUACUGUUUUUACUGUAUUUUUGAUUAAAUAAAUACAGCCUGAAUGAGCUUUUUUUUUUUUUUUUUUAAAUCAUACCAACCUCAAACUUUUGAAUCGUAGUGUAUUUAAUUAACAAACAAACAGCAAUGAAUACUGGGUGAUUUGACAAUUUCAUGUAGCGUAUUUAUUUACAGGUGUUUUCCUGAAACCUCAUACUUUGGAUGGACUUGAAGAUUUCACAAAUGAAAAUGCCACGGAAAGAAUUCAUUAAACAUCAAUGUUCUAAUUUCUAAAAAAUGUUUUAUUAAUAUUAGGGGUGUAAAAACGCUCAUGUAUGACUAUGAAAAUGAAAUGGAGUGAUUAUAAUAUUCAAACCUAAUUAAGUCACCAUUAUCAUAAUGUAUCACAUAAUUUAAGGAAGAAUCGCUAAUUUAAAUUGUUGUUAGAGCAAAUAUUUACACCCCUAAAUUAAUGUGAUUUGCAAUUUUAUAGUAGUAUUAUUUAUUGUUUGUCUGGUUUUCUGCUCAAUUCCUCAGUUGAAUCUUCACAGGUGGCAGGCAAUGUCGGUCAGUGUUAAUGGUGGCAUUUUCAGCCAGACAGAGUUGUCUUUUACAAGAACUGUUGCCAGAGACCCUGAAACCGUGAUGUAUUAUAUGUUAGAAGCAAACAGCACAUUACUGUAUUAUUGUCAAUAGAACAAAACACAAUAGACACAGCACUUUGAAUUACAGUGAAUAGUUCUCUCUCUCUAUUGAAUUACAAUAAAUCUGUACUGUUUGUUAUUGUUCAUUAUAUUUAAAGCCAUUUUAUUCAAGAACUAGAAAAUGGGCUUUAUGUGUUUGUUAACUGUGAAGGCAUUCUUGAUUAUAACUUUAUUU